GGACUACCCUGCGACUUUGAAUGCAAUUGUGGAUGAGCACCACAUCCACAUGCUUGUUGUCUUCGGCCUUGGAUUUUGCUGAUCCUCCUGAUUUCUGCUGUUCCUUCUCUCUUGUUUUUCACCUUGAACAAUUUGUUGUGAGUAUCAACAGCCACACUGCUGUUGGCUGCUGCUUCCCUACAGCCUCCAAAUCUUUUUACUGCUCAAGUCUGGUGUCCCCAAACAAUCAUACUGGUCAAAGGGGUUGUCGUUCUGUGGAUCUUGUCAAUAUUUUGCAGCAUCUGGCCAUUUCAGGACUCAUUUUCUUUGAUUCCUGGAUAGGUAAGAAGGUAGGUUUCAGUUCCCUCUCUGUUUCCCUUCAUCCUUGUUGAAUCAAAGGUGGUACCAACCACAAAGAUCAAGCUUUCUUCUUCUAUUUGACAAGAUCUUACUGGUUUUUGGUCUUUUGUAAGAUCUGCUUCAGCUCUGUGCCAUUUUAUCAGAAUAAAUUGAGUCGUGGAAUUAGGACUUUUUUGAAUUAAGAUCAAGCAUUGACAAACAUAGGAGAAAGCAUAACUCUUAAGGAGUGACAAGGAAUGAAUACAACUAAGAUCAAACGGAGAGUCGGUAAAUAUGAGCUGGGACGCACGAUCGGGGAAGGAACAUUUGCCAAGGUCAAGUUUGCAAGGAAUAUCGAAACUGGAGAACCCGUUGCCAUCAAGAUUCUUGACAAGGAGAAAGUUCUCAAACACAAAUUAGUCGAACAGAUCAAGCGAGAAGUAGCUACUAUGAAGUUAAUAAAGCAUCCUAAUGUUGUUCGCAUCUAUGAGGUGAUGGGAAGCAAAUCGAAGAUUUUCAUUAUACUAGAAUUUGCUACAGGGGGAGAGCUUUUCGACAAAAUAGUAAACCAUGGUCGUAUGAGGGAAGACGAAGCACGAAGAUAUUUCCAACAACUUAUCAAUGCGGUUGAUUACUGCCAUAGCAGGGGAGUUUACCAUCGCGAUCUGAAACCAGAAAACUUACUACUCGAUGCUUACGGUAACCUGAAAGUUUCAGACUUCGGAUUAAGUGCAUUAUCACAGCAAGUCAGGGAUGAUGGCUUACUUCAUACCACUUGUGGCACUCCAAAUUAUGUUGCUCCAGAGGUUCUCAAUGAUAGAGGCUAUGACGGAGCAACUGCAGAUUUAUGGUCUUGUGGAGUCAUCCUAUUUGUGCUGCUUGCAGGUUACUUGCCCUUUGAGGAUUCUAAUAUUAUCACCUUGUACAAGAAAAUUUCAUCUGCUGAAUACACAUGUCCAUCUUGGCUUUCCUUUGGCGCUAUGAGAUUGUUGGCGAAAAUCUUAGACCCGAAUCCAUUGACGCGAGUAACUAUUUCGGAGAUAUUGGAGGAUGAAUGGUUCAAGAAAGGCUACAAGCCUCCGGUUUUUGAGGAGAAUUACUCUGGAAAUUCAGAUGAUGUUGAUGCUGUUUUCAAGGAUUCGGAAGAGCAUCAUGUGACAGAGAAGAAAGAGGAGCAACCAACAUCUAUGAAUGCAUUUGAACUGAUCUCAAUGUCAAAAGGGCUAGAUCUCGGCAAUUUGUUCGACCCAGAGCAGGAAUUUAAAAGAGAAACAAGAUUCACAUCAACAAGCCCAGCCAAAGAGAUUAUAGAUAAGAUCGAAGAGGCCGCAAAGCCACUUGGAUUCGAUGUUCAGAAGAAGAACUACAAGAUGAGGCUAGAAAAUAUAAAAGCUGGAAGGAAGGGAAAUCUCAAAGUUGCAACUGAGGUAUUCCAAGUCGCUCCAUCUCUGCAUAUGGUCGAGGUACGAAAAGCUAAAGGAGACACUCUAGAAUUCCACAAGUUUUACAAGAACCUGUCCAGCAGCCUCAAGGAUGUUGUUUGGAUAUCUGAGGAUGGGCAAGAACAAGCUUAAGUAGGAACACCUAUUGUGCUACAUAUAGAAGUGUGUGUGCAAUUUCUUGAUUGUUUUCGCCUAUUUUGGAGCAGAACAACAUGAACUGGACCUGAUCAUCAUGUUCUCCUUUGUGAUUCUUUCAUUAAGUUUCCUGUUUCUCCCUACUAAAAUGAUUCCUCCUUGCAUAUUUUUAGUGGAAGGCAAGGAAUCAUGUAAUGCUGCAACUGUAGUAUAUAUAUAUAUAUUCUUGGAGCUGUAUUAAUUAAGCAAAAGCAUAAUGCUCUUUUCUGCAGAA
Messenger RNA from Zingiber officinale, 2169 nucleotides. Its product is annotated as CBL-interacting protein kinase 32-like. The coding region runs from base 576 to 1892 and encodes 438 amino acids. Gene Ontology annotation, molecular function: protein kinase activity; ATP binding. NCBI's taxonomy places the organism in Eukaryota, Viridiplantae, Streptophyta, Magnoliopsida, Zingiberales, Zingiberaceae. The transcript has 16 exons. Gene Ontology annotation, biological process: protein phosphorylation; signal transduction. The record is from RefSeq and is a predicted model, not a curated record.